Molecule: messenger RNA, 1119 nt
Organism: Cydia fagiglandana
Lineage: Eukaryota; Metazoa; Arthropoda; Insecta; Lepidoptera; Tortricidae
Gene: tll
Product: nuclear receptor subfamily 2 group E member 1
Exons: 4
Coding region: 1-1119 (372 amino acids)
Biological process (GO): anatomical structure development; cell differentiation; positive regulation of transcription by RNA polymerase II
Molecular function (GO): zinc ion binding; RNA polymerase II cis-regulatory region sequence-specific DNA binding; nuclear receptor activity
Source: RefSeq, a predicted model, not a curated record
AUGGGUAAGGAAUAUGUGUCACCAGGUCGCAUCCUCUACGACGUACCCUGCGCCGUCUGCCGCGACCACUCCUCGGGCAAGCACUACGGCGUAUUCGCAUGCGAUGGCUGCGCGGGAUUCUUCAAGCGGUCCGUGCGCCGCGACCGCCGCUACGCGUGCAAAGCGCGCAGCCCGGGCGCCUGUCUGGUGGACAAGGCGCAUAGGAACCAGUGCCGGGCGUGCAGGCUCUCCAAGUGUCUCGAUGCGGGGAUGAAUAAAGAUGCAGUCCAGCAUGAGCGUGGUCCCCGCAACUCCACCAUCCGCCGGCAAAUGGCGCUCUUUCUAAAAGACCCUGCCAUGCCCUCACCAGACAUCGCGUUAACACCACCGGCCCUAGACUUAGCACUACCGAAACACACCAUGAUACCGCCUGCACCUAUGACUCUCUUCCACCCUUACGCGUACAACAGACUCAUGAUGCCUAUAAGCCACUGCUCUCCUAAAGCUCCGUCCCCACCGCCGAUCACUCCAUCGCUUCUAACCCCAUCAGACCCUGAAACCAUAUGUGAAGCUGCCGCGAGACUAUUAUUCAUGAACGUAAAAUGGGCAAAGAACGUCCCAGCGUUCACGUCCCUAUCCUUACCCGACAGACUGCUUCUAUUAGAGGAAUCAUGGCGGGAUCUGUUCAUCAUAGGGGCGGCUCAGUUUCUAUACCCUUUAGAUUUGAAAGUAUUAAUGAAUUUCAAGAAUACUGCGGUAGAAAAAGAAAUAGAGGAAUUCGAGAAAGUGCUAGCUGAAGUGGCAAAGCUGCGACCGGAUAGCAAUGAGUUUGCGUGUCUUAGGGCCGUGGCUUUAUUUAGGACGGUGGGCGAGAAGCAUGGCCAGGGUUUUAGAAGACUACAGGACUUGCCUGCGGUUGCUGCGUUGCAGGAUCAUUCACAAGUCGUUCUCAAUGAGUACACAUUGAGGACAUACCCAUUAGACACAUCCCGAGCCAGCCAGCUGGUUCAACUGCUGCCCAGCAUGAGGCGGGUGCCGAGCGACGCCAUCGUCGAGCUGUUCUUCAGAGCCACCAUUGGGGACAUCCCUAUAGAGAGGAUAAUCAGCGACAUGUAUAGGACGGGAAAGGAUACCGAGUAG